GCUUUCAAGUGCAGUACACAACAGCAACGAUCAAACCUAGGGUGUAAAUCUUCUAAAAAAGUCAAACCAAGUAAUACUUUGCAAUUGAGUGAUUGUCUCGGAGCGGAGACACUUCUCAAACUAUUGAAGAAUUAUUCAAGAAGUACGAGAUCAAGAAGUCAAUCACUUUUGGUUUGGUUGGACUUCCCAAUGUUGGUAAGAGUAGUCUUAUUAACAGUUUAAAGAGAUGCCAUGUUGUCAAUGUCGGUGCUACUCCUGGGUUAACAAGGUCAAUGCAAGAGGUUCAUUUGGACAAAAAUGUUAAGCUGCUGGAUUGCCCUGGUGUUGUUAUGCUGAAGUCUCAAGGAAAUAAUGCUACUAUUGCAUUAAAAAAUUGUAAGAGAAUCAAAAAGUUAGAGGAUCCAAUUGGCCCAGUGAAAGAAAUUCUCAAGCUCUGUCCUGCCAGGGUGCUGGUAGCUCUUUACAAGAUUCCAAGUUUUGAUUCAGUUGAUGACUUCCUACAGAUUGUGGCUACUGUUAGGGGCAAGCUCAAGAAGGGUGGAAUAGUUGACAUUGAAUCUGCUGCAAGAAUCGUACUUCAUGAUUGGAAUGAAGGUAAAAUACCAUAUUAUACUAUGCCCCUAGUUAGUGAAGCAGAACCUUCAGAGGCCAAGAUAGUUCCAGAGUUUUCUAAAGAUUUUAACAUUGAUGAAGUCUACAACGGUGAAACUUCUUUUAUUGGUACCCUUAAAUCGACUAUUGACUUAGAUCCUGUUGAAGUUCCUUCAAGUUGCCCUCUUAACUUUGAUGAGACAAUGUUAGAGGAUAACGAACAUGUUACUUUGCCAAAACAAGAUGAAGCUCCUGAUAAAGUGGCUGACAAUGAUGAGGAUGAAUCCAUGGAAUAUGAUAAAGAUGAUGUUAGCAAGGACAAGGGUAAAACAGCAAGUAGUAAACAAAAUGAGAAGUUAUACACAGUAGAUGGUAUACUUAAUCCAAAAUUGAAGCGGGCAGAGAAGAAGAAAAAGAAGAAGGCUAACAAAGCUGGUUCAUCUGAUCCCAUGGAUGGUCAUUAUGACUUCAAAGUUGAUUACUUCAAAAAAGACAAAAUGGAUGUUGAAGGUGGCAGCGGUGAUGACGGCAAUGAUCGUCAUGAUGAACAAGUUAACUCUGAGGUUCCCAUGUCUGGCGUUGAGGUUGAUGAACGAUUAGGAUAGACAUGGUUUAAGGUUGCGCUUUGGAACAUUGCCUUUAUUUUUCAAUAUCUUAAAUUGUUGCAUUAGUUGAUACAGCUAUUGUAUAUACAAUUUUGGCAAGACAAGAACUAUGAUUUUCAUUACAAAGAGGAUUUGUUUUCAUA
Molecule: messenger RNA, 1339 nt
Organism: Lathyrus oleraceus (garden pea)
Lineage: Eukaryota; Viridiplantae; Streptophyta; Magnoliopsida; Fabales; Fabaceae
Product: guanine nucleotide-binding protein-like NSN1
Exons: 5
Coding region: 273-1196 (307 amino acids)
Cellular component (GO): nucleolus
Source: RefSeq, a predicted model, not a curated record